UCAUGCAGCUAGCUCCACGCAAUUCCAGGCUGACGAGAACUCACAUUGCGCAUCCAAUUCUGACCCACGAGGUGCAGAGCUCCUCUGCAUGGCGACACGUAGGCACGGCAGGCGUAAGCAGCAAGCUCGUCGUCGCGCGUCGUCAACCACGUGCAUGCAGCCGCUUCGAGUCGGUUGGCGCAAAGAGCAACUCGUGACUUGACUCACAUGGAACUGUUUGCCUGCAACAGUGCCCGCAGCAGCAGCAGCAACGGCAAGGAGCGCAGCGAGUCAGCGAGUCAGCGUCGGGCAAUCGUGAAUGCGCACGAGCGACGGGAGGUGCGGCGCCAGAGGGAACCCAACUCCUCCAAAGAGCACAGCCUAUAGCUUGUCUCGAUCAAGGCCAGGCCAGGCCACUCACAUUCUUGUCGCCUACCACGCUGGCGUAGCAACGUUCCGCUGCUACAUCCCGCCUAGCCACAAUGUGUUGGGGCAAAAAGUCGAAUUGCACGCCAUCGAUCUUGUAGCCCUGCGGGUGGGUGUGUGUGGAGCGCGGUGUGGAGCGCGGUGUGGAGCGCGGCGAUCAGCCAUCUGCAUGGGUCAUUUUGCUCGCCCAACCCCUUCCCCCCUGUGCACGCACAAUGAUGGGGGCCGCCUUUCUGCAAUCAUACCAGCCCUGCACGUGACCCGUCUUGGCAUCCUCCUCGACCGUGAGCCCAGCAGCUUGGAGUACAGUCUCUGCGUCAUGUCUCGUAUUCAGUCUGUUACCGACUCUAGCACGCACCGCGUCCAGUGCUCCCUCCUCACUCACUGGCCAGAGCAGGCGUCAUUACAGUGUUGGCCUGCACGCACGCCCCACAAUAAUAGCGUCAACGGAGCAGCACAUUCGAAGCUUGCCGGCCACUCACUCGCCUACUCACUGUGCCGCUAUCCACUUGGAAAUUGUCAACGCUCGACCCGAGCACUGGCACACCGCCCACAGUGACCUGAAUCACUUGGCUGGUGUUUUGCGCUAUCCAUCCAAACGCCUUGCGGUCGAGCGCGCUCCCCUUGUUGCCAUUGCCGAUCGUCGCCAUCUCCUUGGGACCUUGCAUCAGCCUGUCGUCCGUGAUGAAUGCGCCCGUAUCGUCGCUGUUCAGUUGCAGCCCGAACUUGCACCUAAUCGUCGCCACGCCAAAAGCGCGUGCGCAGCUCAGCAUCCACGCUUCGCCUUCUUGCUCGGCAUCUCCUGCCCUUCUCAAGGCUGACUCACGGCUUCAAGGUACCCUGCGCGCAAGAGGUGGGCACGAAUGCGGUAC
Messenger RNA from Ceraceosorus guamensis, 1277 nucleotides. RefSeq lists its product as hypothetical. NCBI's taxonomy places the organism in Eukaryota, Fungi, Basidiomycota, Exobasidiomycetes, Ceraceosorales, Ceraceosoraceae. The transcript has a single exon. The record is from RefSeq and is a predicted model, not a curated record. The coding region runs from base 299 to 964 and encodes 221 amino acids.